Molecule: messenger RNA, 2783 nt
Organism: Bradysia coprophila
Lineage: Eukaryota; Metazoa; Arthropoda; Insecta; Diptera; Sciaridae
Gene: Con
Product: leucine rich repeat protein connectin
Molecular function (GO): protein binding
Source: RefSeq, a predicted model, not a curated record
AUAACGAAAUAAUAUUGUGAAAGAUGGUUCAGUCGUCGUAGAUAUGUUGCAAGAGAUUGAUGCGAUAAGCGCUCCAGUUUAAACAAAAAUUUUGAAUGAAAAUAAACGUGUGUUCCGGUUGUACCAAUAAAUAAAUUUUGUAGACAAAUUCGACAAAUUGUGUGUGUUAUACAGCUUGGUUGUUUUGAUACACCGGUGGUGGCUGAUUUAUAUUCUUAUAACGUACGAGGCAGGGGUUGAUUUUUUGGACAAGAUAUCCAAUUCUCUGCAAUUAGUCGCUUUCAAUAAACAAUAAUUUUUUAUGCGAAAUAUGUAAUAAUUGUUUGAGUGGUGCUCGCCCCCUAACAUACCAUUUCUUGCGUAAUAAUAAUGAUAAUGAAUUAUUAAUGGAGUGAUUUCGGUUAAUUUAAUUUAUUUCGCUCGUUGUGGCAUUUUUGACCUUUUUGUUCGUUUUCGUCGUUACAAAUUUUUUUUUUGUUGAAUGCGAAAAAAUUGGUGCUACACAGAACAUUUUUCCGCAAAAUAACUAGCAUUGUAUGCUCAUAAUAUAUAUACCUUGAAUAGAAGAAGUUGAGUAAUUUAUAAUCAUCAUUUUGUGCGAGUUGUGUGAUAUUUUUUUUGCACCUUUUUUGUGUGAUUGUGCUCUGUUUUCAUUAGUCUAAUUAAUUAUCCUGGCUGUGAGGCAGAGUGUGUUUGGUAUUGUUCUGUCGUUGUAAAAAGGCAUUACAAUAUAACUUGUACCCCAGAAACGGAAGAGGAGGGUUUUUUGCUGUUUAAAAUAUUCAUGUUGGAUGUUACUGCCUAUGUUGAACGGUGUAUGUGAGUCGAAAGAUUUAUGAAACACUAGAGAUUUAUUGUAUACGCAAAGUGCCAGUGCGAAAAUUGAAAAUUGUAAGGAUUAAAGCAGUGUGAGAUUAUCCGAAAGAAUUCUUUAGUUUUGCUGUUGGUAAUUUUUUUUCUGCCAUUGGCAGAAAAAGGGAUAAUUUGCAGCAUUUUUCCAUUUGGGUCAGCCAGUCGCCUACGAGUUUAUGAAGAGUGUUUGGAUAAACGAUUUUUGAGAUAAUUCCGGAGAGAAACCAGAAAUCUGCCAUAAUGACGCCGCCAUCAACACGAAAUAUUGGUCUGGUGCUCAUGAUAUUAUGUAUGGUUUGUGCCAUGGAAACUCUUGCCCGAAUAACAACAAAUAAACGACGCGAAAAAUCAAAUAUAAAUCUAUGCUCAAAGGAUAUCGAUAUGAAAUUGGCCUGUCAUUGUUCGCAUGAAGAUAACAGACGAACGGUCAUGGAAGUUGAUUGUUUGGUGCUGCACGAGGAAUUCCCACAAUCAGAUCCAGCUUGGCAAUCGUUUCGGCAACAUCCAAAUCUAAAGCAUUUUAUAUUAACUGUGCAUCGCAACGGAUAUAUGAGCUAUUUGCCAUCCGACAUUUUAAAAUAUCAAAAGGAAUUGCGAACUAUAACAAUAACGUAUGCGGAUAUAAGAGAAAUUCCCACCUAUGCAUUUGGAAAUUUAACGAAAUUGGAAAAUAUAACGUUGAUCAGAAGUCAAAUCGAAGUGCUUGAUAUGCACUCGUUUGCAAAUCAUGAAUCGUUGCGAGGUUUAAAUCUGGAAGAGAAUCAAAUUGUUGAUAUUGAUCGAUAUGCAUUUACCAAUUUGCCCGAAUUGCAAGAGCUGCUACUGACAAAGAAUAACCUAACAACGUUGCACGAUGAAAUGUUUGCCGAUUUGGGGAAUUUGGCAAAAUUGAAGCUCAAUGAAAAUUUAAUAUCGAUUUUGACAAAGGAAAUGUUUAAGGGAUUAGGAAAUCUGAGACAGUUGGAUUUGUCGAUAAACAAUGUAAAGUAUAUUGGCGAUGCUGUGUUUGCUGAAUUAUGGAGCCUACAAGAACUUGAUUUGGAAUCGAAUUCAAUUGAGAGACUAUCCGAACGUGCUUUCGAUGGACUAAACAAUCUCCGAACACUAAAUCUGAAAAAUAAUAAACUGGAGACGUUGGAAAGUGGUGUAUUUACCGGUGCACCUGCAGUCACUUCAUUGUAUUUGGACAACAAUUUGCUUGAUACCUUGACCUACAGCAAUGUAUUGCCGCUUAUGGAUAACUUAGUCAACCACACCAGCAUUCUAUCAUUGUCCGGAAAUACCUUUGUUUGUGACUGCCGCUUGAACUGGAUGUACGAUCUACGCAACCGCACCAAAAACAUCGAUUUACGCCGUUCCCUCGACAAAAUGGUCUGUUCAUUGGACAAAUCGCAAUACGACCCAAGCAAGCAUACUCGCUCCAAUAACAAAUACAACUUCAAUCACCGCAACUACAAUGACGAUUCGGACAACUAUGAAAAUGAACUGGGCCCCUUCGACGAUCUACAGAAAUCAAUUGAUGGAAAUGCUAUGAUUGAAUUGCGUAACAUUAACGUUGAACAUUUGCCGUGCACUGAAGACCUGAGUGAUCCGACUGAAUUGCCGUUGUCACGAGAAUCGAUUGGCAUGGAUUUGAGCUGGUUGUCUGGCGCAGGAACUUGUGAUUUUGGAUUAUGGGUUAGUAUUGUCGGACUUACGGUUUGCUUAUUGGUCGCGUAAAUAUAUAAACGCGGUUUAACAUAGCACUGAACCAACCACUAGGACCGAAUUUUCAAGAUGAGUCUACUCGACGCAACUCUCAAAAUUUGUCAUUAGGUUUGUAAGGAUUGUAUUGCGUCGCAAUUUUAUAAAUGACAAGUAGCCGGUUUUCUGUUUAAAAAAAAUCUGUUCUAGUGCUUGGUGCAGCAAUGAAAGUAAAUAGAUAGGUAUGG